AUCCAGAGAAACUCAGAACACUGACAAAGCUUGAGCCUUUGGGUUUCUUUUGGAGAGAAAAGAGGGUUCUCUGUUUUGAAGAUGUCCAAGGAAGUGCGUGAAGAAGGGCAGAGCCAUGGCAAGGACUACGUAGACCCACCACCAGCACCGCUCAUUGAUGUGACUGAGCUCAAGCGCUGGUCUUUUUACAGAGCUCUCAUAGCCGAGUUCAUAGCUACCCUGCUCUUCCUCUAUGUGACAGUGGCUACCGUUGUCGGUGAGCUCAAGCAGACCAUAGACUGUAAUGGAGUUGGCCGUCUGGGUAUUGCGUGGGCUUUUGGUGGCAUGAUCUUCAUUCUUGUUUACUGCACCGCUGGUAUCUCAGGUGGUCACAUUAACCCUGCGGUGACUUUUGGUUUGUUUUUGGCCCGGAAGGUGUCGUUGAUCAGGGCAGUGGCUUACAUGGUGGCUCAGUGCUUGGGUGCUAUCUGUGGAGUUGGGUUGGUCAAGGCUUUCAUGAAGCAUGACUACAACCACGUCGGUGGUGGUGCUAACUCUGUCUCCGCUGGAUACAGCAAGGGAGCUGCCCUGGGAGCAGAGAUUAUUGGCACUUUUGUGCUUGUCUACACAGUCUUCUCAGCCACUGACCCCAAGAGAAACGCCCGUGACUCUUACGUUCCUGUUUUGGCUCCUCUUCCAAUUGGGUUUGCUGUGUUCAUGGUGCAUUUGGCCACCAUCCCCAUCACUGGUACCGGCAUCAACCCUGCCAGGAGCUUCGGCGCUGCUGUCAUCUACAACAAUGGAAAAGUCUGGGAUGAUCAUUGGAUUUUCUGGGUUGGUCCCUUCAUCGGAGCACUGGCGGCCGCUGCAUACCACCAGUACAUUCUCAGAGCAGCAGCAAUCAAGGCAUUGGGAUCCUUCCGCAGCAACCGCUCCAACUAAAACAAGAACGUCAAAAACCUAAAUAGCUGUGUCUUCGCUCUUGUUAAUUUGUUAGUUUUUGGCGUAUGAAGAGGGUGAUUAUGAUGCCUACCUCUUUCCCCUUUAUAUUAUGAUUUAAUCUUUUGAUGUUAAUUUACCUAAAUUGGUGGACCUGUGAAUCAUAUAUUGUUCUUGAUUAAUUAAUGGUGUUAAUUUCC
This is a messenger RNA of Rubroshorea leprosula, 1118 nucleotides long. Lineage: Eukaryota; Viridiplantae; Streptophyta; Magnoliopsida; Malvales; Dipterocarpaceae. The record is from the annotation of a GenBank genome assembly.